GAAUUUAUGAAAAGGAAAUGACUCCAAAAUGCCUGUUGACAUUAAUCGCUUGACAGAGGGUUGGCUGGAACUUGAAAGUGAUCCAGGAUUAUUUACACUGCUUUUAGAAGAUUUUGGUGUCAAAGGAGUUCAAGUGGAAGAGAUUUAUGAUCUUCAAAAAUCACUCGAGGGUCCCGUUUAUGGCUUUAUAUUUUUAUUUCGCUGGAUAGAAGAAAGGCGAUCGAGGCGCAAAGUGGUGGAACAAGAUGAGAGUUUUGUCAAAGAUGAAGACAUUGUUAAUAAUAUAUUUUUUGCGCAACAAGUUGUUCCAAAUAGUUGCGCGACGCACGCUUUACUGUCCGUGUUACUAAAUUGUCCCAACAUUCAUCUUGGUACAACUUUAUCUCGUCUAAAAGUUCACACGACUGGUAUGUGUCCGGAGAAUAAGGGCUGGGCAAUUGGGAAUACACCGGAGCUAGCGUGCGCCCAUAAUUCCCAUGCGAUGCCUCAAGCCAAAAGGAGACAGGAUAAAAGUACAGCUGGUGUAUCCACUGGUAGAUUUACCGGUGAAGCUUUUCAUUUCGUGAGUUACGUGCCCAUAAAUGGAAGACUUUUUGAAUUGGACGGGCUAAAGCCUUACCCAAUGGAUCACGGGCCAUGGAAAGAGCACGAGGAAUGGACGGAGCAGUUCAGAAGAGUUAUAACGGAUCGUCUGGGCAUUUCUACGGGGGAGCAGUUGCAGGAUAUAAGAUUUAACUUAAUGGCUGUUGUACCGGACCGUAGGUUGGCUAUUUCUCAUAAAUUAACAAUGUUGAAAACCAACAGACAAAUAGUUCUGGAAGCCUUGCAGCAACUUGUUAAGCUAACUCAUCAGAAUAAUUCUGAAAAUCAUAAUAACAAAAAUAAUAAUAGCAGUAGUAAUAAUACCGAUAGUGAGAAAGCCGAGAAAUUGAGUGAGAAGAAGGAAAAGGUGGAAGAGGAAAGCAUUGCGAUAAAAAAUGAAACCGAAGGUACAAAUUCAAUACCUAUUAUAAGUGUGGAACGAUGUAAUGAUUCGACGAAUGAGAACGACGAGGCCUCGAAUUCAAGUGUGAAGCCGUCGACGAGUGGCAUUGAAAAAGUAGUGAAUGUCUGUGCACUGGACUACGCAACGCCUCUACAAAUCCAAACUUCUCCUGCCCACAGUUCAUCGAGUACGGAUACUUCAUCGGAAAUAGGUUCUGCUUUUAAUUCGCCUACCCAAGCUUGGGGCUGGAAUUCGGGACAAAUUAGUCCUACGUCGACGAAAGAUUUUAAAAAAUUUGUUGUGAUUAGAGUAGCGGGAGAUGAAAAGAAUGAAAAUGGACUGAGUCGUUCUUUGGGUAAUAUCAAUAUUAAUGGUAAAAGACUCGUCUCUGACAAUACGCAGUUGAACAAAAAGGUUUGUUUGUCAGGCGAAGUUAGAAUACCUCACGCUAGAGUAAAAACAAGCAACGGUGAUACAGUUACGGAAGAGAAGAAAGUUGAAAAAAUUGAUCCUAAACUUUGCUCCAAAUAUCCAGAACUCUUUGAGCCACACACUUUUGCUCCAAAGGACCUACUGGCGCUGCUAAAGAAUUUAGAGCAUGAAAUUGGGAUUUGCGAAACGGCUUUGAAGGAUGAAAAUGAUAAACGAAACAAAUAUAAGAUCGACGACUGCAGAAGGACGCACAAUUACGACGAAUUUAUAUGUACAUUUUUGUCGAUGCUGGCGCAACAGGGAAAAUUGGCCGAAUUAGUGCAGCAACAUUUGCAACUAAAGAAGCAGCCAACAGUUUCGGUCAACAGAGUACACAGGAGUUCGAAGAAAGUGGACACCAAUCGUACAACAGCUCCCCGAAGACGUCGUGGUAGAACAAAAUGUAAAAGGCGAAAGUGAAAGUACCCACACUUUCGUAU
This is a messenger RNA of Ceratosolen solmsi marchali, 1896 nucleotides long. It is a transcript of the gene calypso, whose product is annotated as ubiquitin carboxyl-terminal hydrolase calypso. Bases 29 to 1876 code for a protein of 615 amino acids. Gene Ontology annotation, biological process: ubiquitin-dependent protein catabolic process; protein deubiquitination. Gene Ontology annotation, cellular component: cytoplasm. NCBI's taxonomy places the organism in Eukaryota, Metazoa, Arthropoda, Insecta, Hymenoptera, Agaonidae. Gene Ontology annotation, molecular function: cysteine-type deubiquitinase activity. The transcript has 8 exons. The record is from RefSeq and is a predicted model, not a curated record.